Molecule: messenger RNA, 455 nt
Organism: Larimichthys crocea (large yellow croaker)
Lineage: Eukaryota; Metazoa; Chordata; Actinopteri; Sciaenidae
Gene: chrac1
Product: chromatin accessibility complex subunit 1
Exons: 3
Coding region: 81-446 (121 amino acids)
Biological process (GO): DNA-templated DNA replication; chromatin remodeling
Cellular component (GO): nucleus; CHRAC
Molecular function (GO): protein heterodimerization activity
Source: RefSeq, a predicted model, not a curated record
UCUUAUUUUGAAGGAGAAGAAGAAGCGCCUCACGCUUCAAAACAAUACUUGAAGUUCCGGCUGUCUGGCGCCGCGUCCUCAUGAAGAUGUCUCAAAACAAUGCCGACAAAGACGACCAAACGUCAGCUACCAAGAAAACCAUCUCCCUGCCUGUCUCCAGAGUGAGGCUGAUCAUGAAGAGCUCCCCUGAUGUCUCCAGCAUCAACCAGGACGCGCUCUUCCUCACCACCAAGGCGACGGAGCUGUUUGUGCAGCACCUGGCUCUGUCUUCAUUCAACAACGGAUCCGGGAAAGAGACCAACACGCUGUCAUACAGCGACCUGGCUCACACCGCGGAGGAGACCGAGACUUUCCACUUUCUAACAGACAUCCUGCCUAAGAAGAUCUUGGCUCGAGAUUACCUCAAUUCUUUGGAUCAAAUGCAAGAAGAAGACGCUGACUUUUGAAAAAAAAUU